CUGGGUGAUAUUUGUGGUAAACAAAGUGUUACAUCGAGUGUUCGGAUUGCGAUUGAGAGUGAAGGAGGAGGCGAGCACAAGGCUCGCAUUAUCGCUCAGCUCACCACUCAAAUGGCCAAUCAACCAACCACUUUAAAAAGUGAACUGUCGUGGUCCGCGAACGAAUGGAUUCAAGUUGCAAUUGCUUACAGUGGUCACGAAUUCUUUCUCUACAUUAACGGAGCGCGCGUUGCUAAAUCCAGAAAACAAGUACAAAUGUUGAAUAAUUGUUGA
Molecule: messenger RNA, 273 nt
Organism: Anisakis simplex (herring worm)
Lineage: Eukaryota; Metazoa; Nematoda; Chromadorea; Rhabditida; Anisakidae
Source: the annotation of a GenBank genome assembly